CUAAGUGCCACAAAAAUGCAAAAGAACACCAGCACAGCUGUCUCAGAAAGAAGAAUACAACGGAAAAGACAGCGUCCUCGGUCCGGCGUGGGCAGACUUUCAAAAGUCGUAACGUUGUCGGUCUCCGGUAGUUUAACACAUGGAUCGUUUGCACCUCUGCUGAGCUCUGCACGUGCUUUUGGCGGCAUCAGCAGCAGAAAACCGGUCCUCUGCAAUCCUACGGAAGCCCAGACCGACGCCCGCUCCUUCCUAAGUGAUGAAAUGAUUGCUGAGUUCAAGGCUGCCUUCGACAUGUUCGAUACCGAUGGUGGUGGUGACAUCAGCACCAAAGAGCUGGGAACCGUGAUGAGGAUGCUGGGACAGAAUCCAAGCAGAGAGGAGCUGGAUGCCAUCAUUGAGGAGGUUGACGAGGACGGAAGUGGCACCAUUGACUUUGAGGAGUUCUUGGUCAUGAUGGUGCAGCAGCUGAAGGAGGACCAGGCUGGCAAGAGUGAGGAAGAGCUGUCUGAGUGCUUCCGUGUGUUCGACAAGAAUGGAGAUGGCUUUAUCGACCGUGAAGAGUUUGGUGACAUCCUGCGGUCCACUGGGGAACCAGUGACAGAGGAGGAGAUAGACGAGCUCUUGACAGACGGAGACAUGAACAAAGAUGGAAAAAUUGACUUUGACGAGUUUCUAAAAAUGAUGGAGAACAUUCAGUAAAGAUGCAACAUUCCGUCCCUUCAUUUUUGACCCCCAGAUAAUGAGAAAACAAACAUUUGGGAAAAAAAAAACUGUGGAAGAAAUUCACACCCAUCGAGAGGUUAUGGGAGAAAGCUUAUCCUGUAGACAAUAAGGAUAUGGACUGAGACCAGAGGUGGUGUCCUUCUGGAACUAUCUCUUUUGGACUGUGAAAUAUCUAUAAAUAACCAUCCAAACCUUUUAAGAGAAAGUAACUAUGGCCUAACCCCCCCACCUGAAAGCCAGCUGUCCCCUUGUGCCCACAGCUCCUUCUUAAGAUACGAUGUCCCACCUCUUCAAACCACUCGUCUACUUUUGCACUACUGGCCCCGCCCUGUAGUGUUACAUAAUAAAACAGCCUCACUUUGCCUUUA
Messenger RNA from Electrophorus electricus (electric eel), 1091 nucleotides. Its product is annotated as troponin C, skeletal muscle. Gene Ontology annotation, cellular component: myosin II complex. Gene Ontology annotation, molecular function: calcium ion binding. The record is from RefSeq and is a predicted model, not a curated record. NCBI's taxonomy places the organism in Eukaryota, Metazoa, Chordata, Actinopteri, Gymnotiformes, Gymnotidae.